AGCAUUGAACUUAAUCUAUUAUGUCUACAAGUCAUAAACAUUCUCAAACACAAUAAGUAAUUGAUUCUAAUCCUUAAUCUCCACCUGCAUGUCAAAAACCCAUCACUAAUAAGCUUUGUAUAGUAUUCUAACCCACUUCAACUUGUAUUGGCUUAAUUCCAGAGUCAUUUUAAACCAUGAAAUUACCAUCUUACGUGUAAUUAAGCUACAAAAGCAGUAACUUGUACUUACCACACAAACCCAUUGCUAGCUUGGGUGGAACUUCUUUGGAUUUCCUUCAAUUUCUUCACUGGUUGAUCAGCAGCUCCUUAACUGUUACUUUCCUCUGGGUCGGCCCAUAAACACAAAUAUAUACCAGUUGCUAAGUAGGAAACACUGUAAAAAGAUGAGAACAGAAGCUGUCCUUCGCAAACCUUUCUUCCUCUUCCUCUUUCUUGGUUGUAAAAAGAAAAUGAAAGGAAGAAUGGAAGAUUUUAGUUGUGUUAAAAAGACUGAAGGAGAAAUUCCUCAUUCCCAGGUACCUGAAAAGAUUGUGCCCAAUUUUGAGAUUGACAGUUCUUCGUCUUCUGGUUCUCGUCCAAAUAUUUGCCUAGAACCUUCAGAAAAUACAGAUAGGUAUCUGGAUGGUGCACAGCCAUUGGAACGUGAAUAUGCUCAACCAGCCAUUCCUGGAACAGAUUUGGCCCCCACUCAAUCAGACGAGGGCAAAAGUGAUAAUCAUGCUGAAGCACCAGUUUACUCGUUGGCGUCCAUUGAAGAAUUAUUGGAAGAUGAUUCUUAUAAAUCAUUUUCUUUCUUCUUACCUCCUAAUACCGUAGAUGAGCUUCUCAGUGUCGACUUUGAUAAAGGAAAAAGUGAAGACACUGAUCGUGUUAAAGAGGCUCAAGUAGCAUGUCCAUAUUCGCAAGGCCAAGAGAGUGAUGAGAUUGAUGUUUCGAGCAUUCCCUCUGAAGGGAAAUUGGAUAUCCAAGUUAUAAAUGCUGCUGAAAACUAUAGUGACAGUGAUGAAGCAAAUUAUCUUCGGCGUUUUAUCAAAAUACUGUGUUCCGGCUCCAGUGCCACUAAUCCUGUCACCAGCAGCUUAGAGGAUGCAUCCCAGUUGAGCAGUAAAAUCAGUUCAUUGCUGGAGGAGGACAACAAAGAAUUGGACCAGAUGUUAAAGACUGGUUCAGGAAUGGAGUUUUCCGUUGAAAAAUUAAAGGACCAGCUGCUUCAGAAGCAACUGAAAGAGAAGUUGCUUGUAUGGAUCUUACAGAAGGAUGCUGAAGGUGGUAAAGGCUGUAGCAUAUUGGAUGAGGAUGGACAAGGUGUUCUACAUUUGGCAGCUGCACUUGGCUAUGAUUGGGCUUUGGAGCCUACUAUAGUUGCUGGGGUAAGUGUUGAUUUCCGUGAUGUGAAUAGAUGGACUGCACUUCACUGGGCAGCAUUUUGUGGCAGAGAGAACACAGUGGCUACCCUCAUUUCACUGGGUGCAGAUCCUGGAGCAUUAACAAAGCGAUCACCAGAAUAUCUUGGUGGCAGAACACCUGCCGAUCUGGCCUCUGCCAAUGGACAUAAAAGAAUUGCUGUAUACCUUGGAAAACCUUUGGGUGUCAGCCUUUCAUGCACAGCUGCAAUUUGCGAAGAUCUGCCAAGGGAAACUCUAGUUUUGCCAAGGGAAGUUUGGCAAAGGGAAGCUGAACUUUUGCGAAGGGAAGAAGAAGCUUUGCAAAGGGGAUAUGAAUUAUGGCCUUUUCUAAAAGCCCAAAACCAGAGUAAGAAAAUGAAAGAGGAUGAAGACGAGGACGAGGGGCCAGACGACGAAGGGCCGGAGGGCAGAGGGCCGGAGAAGGACGAGGGACCAGAGAAGGAGAAAGAAGAGGGAAAGAAGCGAGCUCCAGACUCUGCUUGGGAGAGUGGAAAGGCAAACAAGAUUUUGAAGGCACAUUUAGCAUACAUGGCUCUGUUGACCGCAUAUUACGUUGUGCAAAGCAUGGAGACAAUCCACAUGAUUGUGUUGGUAUGUGUUGAGGCUUCUAAAAAAACUGAAGAAAGAAAGCUUUCUUAUAUUGAUGAUGGAUUUGAACUGUCAGCGAUUCGCGAAUAGGGAAGGAAACACCGGCGGAAUAAAGUGUGUGUUUCCGUAUAUGUUGGUUUUACCUCCAUUGAUCUGUUUGAGCAGGAGUGAUGUUGAUGUAGUAGUAGGACGGCUGGCUUUGGGGGAAUUUAUUAGGGAUGAAUUUAGGGUUUUCUUUGAGAUAUGAUUGCUUAUGUAAACAGUAACAAAUGAUUGUACACUUGGUGCAAUGGUUUGUAGGUUCCACCAAACCGCUACGAUAUCGUUUUUUUUUUUUUGGUGGAGUAUGCAGGUAUUGUAGUUAGUGAUGUAGUAUCAGGAGUUCAAUGUUUGGUAUGAAGCUCUAGUAUCCUUAACUUAAUAAAGCCUUAUCCUACUUGGGUGUGGGAGCUAAUUCUUCCUUGAUUCCAGCCAGGUUUGUCCUUAACUCUCUUUUUCUUAGUUGUGGCUUUAGAUCUUUCAAUUCUUUGAACAAUGAACAUGUCCCAUUUCUGUCUCCUUAUGUAUAUUUUGUGUUUACUCCUUUCACUGUCAAUGCUUGUUUUUGAGUUGUCCUUCAAGAGAACAGUUGUUUUCAUUAGGGUAAUAAAGAUGUUACGAUUUG
Messenger RNA from Rubroshorea leprosula, 2660 nucleotides. NCBI's taxonomy places the organism in Eukaryota, Viridiplantae, Streptophyta, Magnoliopsida, Malvales, Dipterocarpaceae. The record is from the annotation of a GenBank genome assembly.